Branchiostoma belcheri (Belcher's lancelet) is the source of this 4740-nucleotide messenger RNA. RefSeq names its product (E3-independent) E2 ubiquitin-conjugating enzyme-like. The record is from RefSeq and is a predicted model, not a curated record. Bases 21 to 4673 code for a protein of 1550 amino acids. Lineage: Eukaryota; Metazoa; Chordata; Leptocardii; Amphioxiformes; Branchiostomatidae. The transcript is spliced from 20 exons.
GCGGACAGGUGAGGUCCAACAUGGCGGCGCGCGGCUCGGACGAUCGCUACCGGCCCAAGCUUUUCUACGAAGACGUCGUCUCACGGCAAAAAGUCGGCCUCAUUCAGUACGGGGUGGUCGUGGCAAGCUUUCUGGAGAGCGACGACGAAGAUGACGAGGAUUUUGAGCCCCAGGUGAAGCUGAAACGCGGCCACGUCCGGGUGACAUGGUACCCCGACGGACAGAGAGAGGUUGUUCCGGAAGCGAAGCUCCAUCUGGUGGACCGCUCCCUGAUGCCGCGGGACUUUGUCCGCCGCCACGCCGCGGGCCAGGACAGCCAGGGAGGCACCGUGCUCAACACUGACAUCACCGUGGACCUCCAGAUCAUCGGAACUAACAAGGUCAUCCCUGGAGUCAACAGCAAGAAGCUUAAACCUCUACAGAGAAUCCUGCCAUAUGAGUAUGUGGUGUACGGCGUGUGGCUGGGCCGGGUGCGGGACGUCAACGCGCACCUGAUUCUGCGGCUGUCAAACGGUGCCAGGUGCUCCAUGUGGGUGGGAGAUGCUGCGCAGCUGGAGGACAUCAGAGUUCAGAGUGACGCUUUCUGGGAGGAGGAGCAUGCGUUCUACCCAGGACAGACCCUGAUGGGACCGGCCAAGGCGUUCAAGGACGUGGAGUGGCUGUCAGGACGUCAGCCCAUCCUCAGCAGCAAGGCCAAGUUUAAGGUCACUGUGGAGGAUCUGGUGCUAAAGGAAGUGAAUGUAGAAUGGCAGACUCGAGGGUUCUCCCCACCCAAGAAACAGCCUAGUGAGCUGGAGGAAGACCUGAAACCACCAGAGGCUGCCAUUCAGGGAGACAACAUCAACAAUCUUAGGAAGCCCGAGCACUUCAUGUACACCCACAUCACCUUUGGAGACAGGGCAGUGUACACCCUUACAGAGGAGGACCUGGGUAAAGUACAGAUAUUAGCCCCUCCCUCCAUGACCAAGGAAGCCAACCAGCCUGAUGAAUCUCUAGACGACGUAGCAAAAGAAAAGACCAAAGGAGCGGCUGCAGCCUACGAGCUUGCAAAACUCCUGUCAGAGGAGGCCGCUAAAGCCAUAGACUUUGCCGAAAAGAAAACAAGAGAGGCUUCGCAGGCAAACGACAGAAUCAAGGAAAUCACCAAAGAGGCGUUCGAACUGAUACAACAGGCGAAGGAAAAGGCAAACGACGUUCCAGCCAUGCAGGACAGCAUUUCCAAGCUGGCGGAAGAAUUCUCAGGCAGUAAGACGUUCACAGAAGAAGCGUUGCAACAAUUCCUCAUGACAAAAUCUACCCUAGAGAACGUCUACAGUACCAUGGAGGAAGCCCAGAGGAAGUCGACAGAAAUUGCAGAAGCCAUGGAAGUCACAAAGGUGAAAUCCAAGGAAGCUGCAGCAGCGAACGAAGCGGCAAAGAUAAAGUCUAGGGAAGCCUCAGAGGCAAGCAGAGUGGUGAAGCAAAUGUCUCAGGAAGCUAGAAAAGCUGUAGAGAAAGUUGAAGGAGAGAUUCGGGCAUCUAAGAGGAAAAUCGAGAAGUCAAAAGAGGAGAAGGUAGGGGCGGAUACGUCCGGGCGAGUUCAGGGUAGAAGAGAGAGGAGACAGAACGAGAGCAAACAACAUGACACUCAGGAAACAGGAUCCAGCAAGUCUGGGACUGACAAUGAAGAUGACACUGAAGCUUCUGUACUGACAGGGGCUGCUGUUGCAAACACUUCUCUUAACAGAGUUGAUCUGUCAGACAAUCUUAAUAAUACCGAAUGUUCAGAGCAGGAGGAAAGAGACAUGAAAACUGCUUUGCUAGAAUCAGAGAGAUUAAAAAAUGAUAAUCAUGAAAGAGAACAAGCCUUAGAAGGGGCAUCAGGAGGACCAAUGAACGAUUCAGCUAUAGAUCACCCGGAAUUGUUCACCCAGGCUUGUGAGUUGUCUAGUAGCAUCGUUGCAAAGUGCGAUACUCUAGGUGGAGCCGUCAGCGAGUUCUGUUCCGGACUAAACGGUAUCAUGGCCGACAUUUCCGGAACUCUAGAGCUCGUGAACAAGGUAGAGAAAGACCUCUCUCCACAGGCCCAGGAUCACAAUUCCGUAUCCGAAUCUGGCAGACUCAAAUCGGGUGCUAUCCAUGCCAACGGAUUCUCCGAAUCUCAGUCCACAAAUGUGAAGCUAGUUAACGGUGAGGUAGAUUCUGAUGGACAGUUGGUUGCCAGUGGGGCAUCAGGUGAAACUAUUCCAUCUAGUACCUACAACAAAGCAGCAGGGGACUCCAGUAAUUCUGCUGUCUUAGAAGACAAGGAUUUCAAUGCUGAUGAUGAGGAAGAUGUUCUAACAGAUGAUGACAAUGCAGACUCAGAAUGCUCAUCAUCAACUGCAUCUUCGCGCUCAAGCAAGAGCGGGAAGAGCAAGAGGCUGGGAGUGACCCUGGGAGUUAAGACGCUGAAGAAGGCCCACAGAAGAGUGAAGAAGAAGAAGAAGAGAGGUGCCCAUCAGGAGUGGGGGCCGGGGGAUGUGGUGCCUGUAGAGGUGGUGAAUGUCUCCACACUGGUGGACGUCAUGUGGCAGGAUAGCACCAUAGAGCAUGGCAUUCCAGCAAAUGAACUGGCUCCUAUCCAACACUGCGAUGAGCAUGAGUUCUGUCCUGGGGACUUCAUCGUUGACAAAAGAGUGUCCCCUAAGAAGGAUGUGUAUGGGUUUGUGCGGACUGUGGACCACAAGGCCAGGACAUGUCAGAUCCAGUGGCAGGAGGCAGCCCCAGGACAUCCACAGGGUUUCCUGACCCAUGAAGAAGAAGAAGUGAGUGCAUAUGAUUUAGGAGACCAUCCAGACUACACCUACAGGAUCGGGGACCUGGUAGUCCGGAUCGCAGACUCCACACAGGCCGCCUGUAGGACGCCCACCUCAGAGAAGCCGUGUAUCGGACAGGUCCUGAGGACCAAUGGUGACGGGAGUCUGGCUGUGGUGUGGAUCGACAACUCUGUGUCCAGUGUUCCUCCACAGGACUUGUACAGGGUCGACUCAGAGGAUGAAGGAGGCUGGAGUGGAGAUGACAGUGAGUGGGAAUCUGUAGACUCUGAUGAAGACUGGGAAACAGACAGUGAUCCUGCCAGUGGGGAUGAGGUGGAUGGAAAAGUAAAGUCUGCAGAAAAGCCAAAAGAAAAGAAGAAAGACAGGAAAGAAUCAACAACAUCAUCCUCAGCAACCAAGCCCAGCCAGGAGCAGAGAGGUGCCGCUAGGAACCAGGAACCUGCAGAGGAAGUCAUCUCACCAGAACAGGAAGUGAUGUCACCAGGACAGGAAGUGAUGUCACCAGGACAGGAAGUGAUGUCACCGUGCAGCCAAGUUCAAGAGGCCAAGUGGGUUAGUGCCAAGGGGGAAGGUUUUUCUGUGUCAGAAACAUGCCCAGCCUGUCACAGGUUCAAAGAUCUGGACUUUGGACCAGCCAACAUGAAAAACUUCUUCUCUAACAUCAAGAAAGAGUUGACUCUUCUCAGUACAUCCUUACCUGAAGGCAUCCUAGUGAAAACCUUUGAGGACAGAAUGGAUUUGUUCUCGGUUGCCAUCAAGGGUCCCCACAACACCCCCUACGAGGAUGGACUGUUCCUGUUUGACUUGAAGCUGCCGGACGCGUACCCCCUCAUCCCACCCCUGCUGCACUACCUGGCCUAUCACAGCGGCCGACUCAACCCUAACCUGUACGAGGACGGGAAAGUCUGCGUCAGUCUGCUGGGCACAUGGCAGGGCAAGGGUACAGAGAAAUGGACCAAAGAUUCCAACCUUCUGCAAGUGUUGGUGUCUAUUCAAGGUUUAAUCCUGGUGAGUGAGCCGUACUACAACGAGGCAGGGUUUGAGAAGGACAAGGGUUCCCAGGAGGGGCUGGAGAACAGCAGGUGUUAUAAUGAGAUGGCACUACUGAAGAUGGUACAGACCAUGAGUAAGAUGGCUCUCAACCCACCAGACAUCUUCCAGGACGAGAUUGUAGAACACUACAGACAGCAUGGACACAGGAUGAUCCGGAGACUAGAAAGCUGGCUGGAGAUGUCAGAGAGUUACAGUCCGAACGGAACAGAGACCAAAACCAACAGUGAUGCUGCCGCCUGUUCAACCAACAGUGAAACAACCAGUUCUCAACACCAACUAGCUGCUGCUGCUUCUAAUCAUCCUCUUGUGGGACAAUCUUCAACCAACAGUGUUACACCCAGUGACGGAAUAGACCAACCCAAGACUACAAUGUUGCCAAAGACUGACCAGUCAGUACUGUCUGAAAACCAGCCGCUGACUAACAGAGACCAGCCAAGAACCAGUUCAGAACAAGCUGUCGUAACCAGUAUUAUCCAACAGCCAACUUGUAAAAAGCACACGUCAACAACCACUUCAAACCAGUCGGAUCAGGCUGAAACUGGUGACAGCCAGUUAGGAAUCAACGUCAAGAAUUCGAAAGAGACAGACUCACACCAGUCUUCUGUUGAUGCAAGCAAAGUGUUACCUACAACAGUUAGUAUGUCUGCGUCUGAGGUACAUGUAUCUGAUAGUAGUAGCUCUUCAGAGGUAGACAGAGUGGUGUUACCACCCAGCCCUCCAGGUUUCCCACUGUUUCCCCUGUCUAAAGGCUUCCGUAUGAGUCUCAGGUCCCAUCUAUUGGCCUAUAGGUCUGUUUUACACAAGCUGGGCAUCUACUCGUAAUGUAAUCUUGAAAGUUCAUCUGCAUUGGUAGAAGUCAUGAUGAACGAUACUGAACUGUAAUUGCCAA